Molecule: messenger RNA, 2529 nt
Organism: Venustampulla echinocandica
Lineage: Eukaryota; Fungi; Ascomycota; Leotiomycetes; Helotiales; Pleuroascaceae
Exons: 12
Coding region: 1-2529 (842 amino acids)
Molecular function (GO): ATP hydrolysis activity; ATP binding
Source: RefSeq, a predicted model, not a curated record
AUGGACACUACUAAAGGGCGAUACGAGUACCGUUCCCGAGGAGACAAUUUUAGUACUCGAUCGCGCCCACGUGACAGCACUCAUUCUCAUCAUCCUCCACCAGCCUCGUCGGCCGCAUCUCCUAGCACCCACCGCGACAGUACCAAAACAAAUCGCAGGUUUGGGGAGAGAGAACAAAGCAUAAGGCCGAGCCCUCCUGCUGAUGGAAUUAUAGAGAGCUCAACUCGACUACAUCUAUCACAUAGGCAGGAGUCAACUUAUGAAAGUGAUGAGGCUCCAGUAUCGCCACAGCUUCGUCCAGAGAAACAUCGGGGACGGCCACCGUUGCUCACUUACAACUGGCGUGCUGAGGUAUGUCGGUUUUUGAACUUGGGAAUAGAAUCAAGCGAUGAGGCACUUUAUGAAGAACUCCAGGCUGCUGAGAAGAGGCUCGAAGAGGCAGAUCGACUCACCUCCCUGGGUGCUCCCCCUGAAGAUCUCAUUCCAAGAUAUCAAACUAUUCAUAGAGUGAGGUGUGCAGAAGGAGGUCAACACGAGGAAUUUUUUCUAGAAGAGCCAUUUGCUGUCAAUAGCGGCCCUCAAAACUUCCAUUUACGGGCCAGCAACAGGAUUGACAAUUAUGAUCUUUACCUCGAAAGAAACAAGGAUGUUGCCUUGGUUGCAUUUAAAGAUUACAGGUGUUGCGGGUCAUCGCGGUCAAGGAGUCGCCGCCUUGACCCAAUCGGGAUAUCCGACCCAUCAACUCUUAUUACUAACGAAUCAGUCUCAAUUAUUUCAGCAGAACUAUGUUCUGCAUUAAGAGAUUUGACCGAUCGAGCCCUGGGUCAUAUCCCCCAUCCAGAAUUUGAGGUCGAAUUUGAGUUUCCUUCUCCAUUCCUAUGGUGGUUCCAUGGCCGCCGUGAAUUAGAAGAAUCCCAGCAAAACUUAGACAGUUAUGGUCAAAGUCAGAUUGCAGUCUUCCAACAGUAUCUCGAUUAUCGAUUUGAAGAGGAAUGGGCAACGGUAGACUCCUUACUUGCAAAGGGCGAAAUUAGUGCUCAGUACAUACACUAUCUUUAUGUGCCACAAACAAUACUGGUAAGGAAGUCAGAAGAUGAGCGGCCCGGCCAACAAGAAGCAUAUAUUGCCGAUUCCUGGUUGUCCAGACCAGAUGGAGGGAGAUCUUCGGGGUAUCUAAUAGAUUGCAAGUCAUGGUCGUUCGACGGUAACUUCCAAAAGGAUUCGACAACUGUAUCAAUCGGCCGAUUUCCAUCCAUGAAAAAAACUUUCAAGGUCACAGACCUGGCGCUCUACCCCAUCAGUUUUGCAGAAAAUGGAGCCGAGGAAGCGCUUCGCGAGCGGGGUAAAAUGUUCUGGAAAUGCCGCAAGAGGAACUAUGUCUGCUAUAGUGAGGGCCGUGAUAAUGGGAUCCAGAGCAUGUCGGACCCAAGGUUCAUGGUCGAUAUUGCUACUUACAAGUUGAUGCAUCCUUCUGAUCAGGUCGCUGGAGACUUCCCAAAUGACAUACCCAAAAGAGCCAACAAAGAUGAUCUAGGAGCAAAGGCAAUGUCACGGGAUGAACCGCCCGCCAGAGAUGAUUUCUUAUUGUGUCUUCCGAAAUCUAUUCCAGGAUUCAACAUGAAUAAGAAGGAGUGGACCAGUCUGGAUGUUAGCCGUAUAACAGCGGUGACUUGGAAUCAAGAGGCUUUCAACACCCUUGUUGUGGAUGAGGCGACAAAAAAGCUGAUUAGUGCCCUUGUGACGACUAAAAUCGAUGCAGAGAAGGGUACUGAUUUGAUGAGUGGAAAGGGAAAUGGACUUUUCAUUUUAUUGCACGGAGGGCCUGGAACAGGGAAGACCCUUACUGCCGAAAGUGUGGCAGAAUACUCUAAGAAGCCGUUAUACAGAGUGACAUGCGGGGAUAUUGGGACUAAAGCUGAAGAGGUUGAGAAGUAUUUAGAAGUCGUCAUGUUACUCGGCAAGACCUGGGAUUGCGUCGUCCUCCUCGACGAAGCCGAUGUCUUCCUCGAGCAACGCAGAAUAUUUGACCUGCAAAGAAACGCCCUUGUAUCUGUCUUCUUGAGAGUUCUUGAAUACUACGACGGAAUCUUAAUCCUAACUAGCAACCGCGUCGGAAUCUUCGACGAAGCCUUCAAAUCCCGCAUUCAACUAACCCUCCGCUACAAAACCUUGCAAGAACCACAACGCCUCCAAAUCUGGGGGAAUUUUAUCGCUCGCCUUGAAUCCUUGCAAAGCUCCACAUUCACUCCCAAUCACUCCCCAUCUCCCAACGCUACAGAAGACCUCGGUAUAAACGUUGUAGAAAUUCGGGAGAAUUUAAAAGAGUUAGCAGAAGCGGAAUUGAACGGGAGAGAAAUCAGGAAUGCGAUUAGUACUGCGAGGCAGCUUGCAAUGUUUGAGAAGAGCAUGAUGGGGUAUAGGCAUUUGAAACUAGUGAUUGAGGAGACUAGGAAGUUUGGAGAGUAUUUGGUGGAAUUGAGGAAGGGGUUUACGCCGGAUGAGAUUAUGAAGGAUAUGGGGGAGCGUUAG